This is a messenger RNA of Eleginops maclovinus (Patagonian blennie), 3360 nucleotides long. It is a transcript of the gene scamp5a, whose product is annotated as secretory carrier membrane protein 5a. Gene Ontology annotation, cellular component: recycling endosome membrane; trans-Golgi network membrane. The record is from RefSeq and is a predicted model, not a curated record. The coding region runs from base 284 to 976 and encodes 230 amino acids. The transcript is spliced from 7 exons. Lineage: Eukaryota; Metazoa; Chordata; Actinopteri; Perciformes; Eleginopidae. Gene Ontology annotation, biological process: protein transport.
GGGGUUUAUGUGCGUAAAGAAAAUACCUCGCAUCACGUGACCGGCUCUUACACCCAAACCCGUCAUUUGAGGAACAACGUAACAUCUCUCUAUUUUAGCAGCGCCAGAUGCAAUUGUUUUUCUUCAAUGUGUUUUCAUGCAGAUUAAACCAUAGGAUGCUAUUUAAACGAACAUCGGGAUUUUAGCCAUAUUCUAGGACUGAGCUGGAGGUUGGUUUUCAAGGCAGCUGCGAUUGAAGUUGGUUUGCCUGUUUGCAAGUGGAGGGAAAUACUGAACGGUCAUCAUGGCAGAAAACAACUUUCCUCCCCUGCCUCGAUUCAUCCCCCUCAGGCCAUGUUUUUACCAAGACUUCAAUGAGAUCCCAGACCAGCGUCGCACCAUGUGCAAAAGGCUCUACUAUCUAUGGAUCUUGAAUAGCGCCACACUGGCUGUGAAUCUGAUUGGCUGUCUGGCGUGGAUGUGUGGAGGUGGCGGAGCGACCAAUUUCGGGAUGGCCUUCCUGUGGCUCAUCCUCUUCACCCCCUGCUCCUAUGUGUGCUGGUUCAGGCCCAUCUACAAGGCCUUCAAAACCGACAGCUCCUUCAACUUUAUGGCUUUCUUCUUCGUCUUCAUGGCCCAGGUGGUGAUCAGUAUCAUCCAGACUGUUGGCAUACCAGGCUGGGGAGUGUGUGGCUGGCUCGCUACCAUCACGUUCUUCAGCACCAACGUGGGCUCAGCUGUGGUCAUGCUGAUUCCCACCAUCAUGUUCACUGCCGUGGCUGUUCUGUCUUUCAUCGCCCUCACAAAGGUUCAUAACUUCUACCGAGGCAGUGGUGGCAGCCUGGGUAAGGCCCAGGAGGAGUGGGCCACCGGGGCCUGGAAGAACCCCCACGUCCAGGAGGCAGCUCAGCAGGCUGCCAUGGGAGCGGCGCAGGGGGCCGUGCAGCAGAACCAGUACUCAGCAGCUCCCACGUACAACUACGACGAACCCAUGUAGGGCAGAGGAGGGAGCCAUGCUGCAGAGUGGGAGGGAUAAAAAGGGAUCAAUUAAGAACACAAUUCAGAAUUAGGUGCCCUUCAUUAUAACACUGUACAAGCUGAAUUCAACCAGAACAAGGUAGAGAAUAGUCAUGUUUUUAGUUGAAGUCUACUUUAAUUGAAUUCUGAUACACUUGGGAUUAAAUGAAAUAAGUCGGUAAAACUAUCCCCUGAGCUUCAUCAGCUCAUUCUGGUAGGUUCAUCUGUUGUCAUCACAGAGUGACCUCUCUUCCUCUGCCUGUGUCACACUUUUAAAACAUCCUUUCAUUCAUUUGAAUGUGUUUUUUUCAAAUGUACUUCAGUAGCUAGAUUGAUUAAUUUAAUUGUGUUGAAAGACACCAAAUGCUAAAAACUGGCCAAUGUGAACUCUUUGUAAAUGUAUGUUGUUGAAAAAGAAAACCUGAAUUUGGCCUAAAUCUGGAAAAUAGAAUCAGCAUUUCAAAAUAUUAAAAAUAAGAAUUGAAUAGGAAGAUGAAUAAAAGGAAUACCAAAAUGUUUCUCCAAAACAAUUCAUAUCAGAAAUGUUAGCUGAAAGAAAUGUCUUUAACCAAAUGCAUCAGGCUUCUAAAUAUGUUAUAUGUUGUGGUGUCCUGAUUGUGUUUUUCUUUAAUAUUCAGAAGUUGCUCUGUGUCAGUGAAUAUUUCAUUUGAAUUCUCAGGAAAGGUUUAAUAGCUGGGUUUAAAUUCUACCUGUAAAGCCCUAAAAAGGUGUCAACAUAUUGUGCCCAUUGUUAAACCCUUUCGGAGUGGUUAUGUGUGGACUUGAUUUCAGUAAAAUAAAUGGUUAUUAUACAUGUUAAAGUGAAGCACAUGCAGCAUUUAGGAUUGCAGUUCAUUGGAUAAAAACAUUCCAAAUCAACAGUGUACAGGUUAAAAGAGAAAGAAAACCAAAACACUAGCAGGUUGGACUGACAGUAAAUAUUAUAUUGAUAAUCAUUGUUGUAGGUGGUCAUAGCAUUGUAUGAAGUGAUGGAUGUUUUCACCCCUUUGGCAAAUUCUCCCACUUAUCCCUCCAUGUAAAUGAUUCUACUUGUUUCUAAGCUCUGGAUUUCAGGCCUUAGUGUGUCAUUCCGUGGCUGUCGGUGUUAUUCUAUGGGUAGGUGUAAUAUGACAUUUAUAUAAAAGAAAAUGUGAAGACAAUUAUUUCUUUAUGAGGUGUAAUUGAAGGAGAGAGUAUUUAUGUGUUGCUGUUCCUUCAGAAACCCCAGUCAAGACUCAGUUGUUGGUUAUUACAGUAAAACAGUGUUAGAGUGGAAAACAGACGUGAAGAUUUGUGACUGAAUGCCCGUUAUUUCAAAACCUGUGAGUCGUCUCGUCUGAUUGUGAUGAUGUGGUAUUCCAUAGGCUGGUUUUUUUUUUUCUUUUCAGUUGUCUUUUUGUACCAACCUGUUAUUAUUUCAUGUAUUUUGGAUGAUGUGUGGAUGAGUUCGAAGCACAUGUUCGUUGUUUUUCCAUGGCUGUGGGUAACAGAUGUUGAGUUUUUUCCAUUAUGAUUUUUUAAAUGUUAGAUGUUUUGCACCUGUUGACAUCAGUGCAACUUAAAUACAUAGUGGAUCACAGUCGAGCAAUACUAACAGAAAUAUAUUAAACAGUAGAAUUAAUAGGAUCAAGUGGGGUCCUGUCUUGCAGGCUUCAAAUAUGGACAUAACGAGUGACAGUACAACCAUGACAUAAACUGUUAUGGAUUGGAAAUGAACCUGUUUUCAAGCUGGACACUACUAGUAUAAUUUUACACCUGCAAAGCAUUUCCACCAGCAGAUGCACAUACAUUAGUUUUGAAGUAUAACACAGUACCAUCCACACGCUCAUAUCUUAGCAAAUGCACAACAUUUAGCUGAUCAGUUCUAUAAAUUAGGUCGGAAGUCUGCACAAAGAUGAACAGAGAAACGACUUGUCCUUUGUGUAGUAAGUGGUCAUGAGGAAUUCUGGAUCUGCCAUAUGUACAUACAGCACAGUUAAUGUGAUAAUGGAAACUACAGCUGUAUAGUUAUUGUGCAGCAGGAACUGCAGUGCAUUUGAUAUACUACUGAUACUCUGCAUUUCAUGUAUCAAAGCUUCUAUAAAGGCAUCUCCCAUUAACGCCACCAUGUUCCCACAUGUACUGUAUGCUGUUUGAUAUGUAUUAUCUUGUACUAUACCAUAACUAGAUAUAACUAUAUAAUGACUGGGGUAAAUAUUUGCCAUGGAUGAACACAUUCAAUAGAAAUAUGCUCUUAUUAGCUGAAUGAAACAUUUGAGGAGGCUGUGUCUCCAUGAGUGACGUAAUUGAGGAAUACAUUUUUUGUGUAUUACUUUUUGUAUUAUUUGGUCUUACCCUAAUAGAUAUUAAACAGUUAUUGUUGCA